ACCAGGCGAGCCUGUGGGGGCGCCGGACGGGUUGGUGCGGGCGGUCCCGGGGGCGGAUUGGCUCUGGGAGCUUCCAGAAGGCAGGAGGGCGUCUAUAAGAGCCGGGAACCGAGCCCCGGGAGCCGGGAGACGCAGGUCGCGCUCGAGGAGAGCUGUGCGGGGUGACCGUUGGCUGGCGUCCGAGCUCUCGUGUCUCUCGUCCUAACGUCGCUGUGCCCGGUUUUGUGUGUUUGUUUUUACAGUCAGCAUGUCCGCCCGCGGCCCGGCCAUCGGCAUCGACCUGGGCACCACAUACUCCUGCGUGGGGGUCUUCCAACAUGGCAAGGUGGAGAUCAUCGCCAACGACCAGGGCAACCGCACCACCCCCAGCUACGUGGCCUUCACCGACACCGAGCGCCUCAUCGGCGACGCCGCCAAGAACCAAGUGGCCAUGAACCCCACGAACACCAUCUUCGACGCCAAGAGGCUGAUCGGGCGGAAGUUCGAGGACGCCACGGUACAGUCGGACAUGAAGCACUGGCCGUUCAGAGUGGUGAGCGAGGGUGGGAAGCCCAAAGUGCAGGUGGAAUAUAAGGGGGAGAUGAAGACCUUCUUCCCGGAGGAGAUUUCCUCCAUGGUCCUCACGAAGAUGAAGGAGAUCGCCGAAGCCUACCUGGGGGGCAAGGUGCAGAGCGCGGUCAUCACCGUCCCCGCCUACUUCAACGACUCGCAGCGCCAGGCCACCAAAGACGCGGGCACCAUCACGGGACUCAAUGUGCUGCGUAUCAUCAACGAGCCCACGGCAGCGGCCAUCGCCUAUGGCCUGGAUAAGAAGGGCUGCGCGGGCGGAGAGAAGAACGUGCUCAUCUUCGACCUGGGAGGGGGCACCUUCGACGUGUCCAUCCUGACCAUCGAGGAUGGCAUCUUCGAGGUGAAGUCCACUGCCGGCGACACCCACCUGGGUGGCGAAGACUUCGACAAUCGUAUGGUCAGCCACCUGGCGGAGGAGUUCAAGCGCAAACACAAGAAGGACAUUGGGCCCAACAAGCGCGCGGUGCGCCGGCUGCGCACUGCCUGCGAGCGCGCCAAGCGCACCCUGAGUUCGUCCACGCAGGCCAGCAUCGAGAUCGACUCCCUCUACGAGGGCGUGGAUUUCUACACGUCCAUCACCCGCGCCCGCUUCGAAGAGCUCAACGCGGACCUCUUCCGAGGGACCCUGGAGCCGGUGGAAAAGGCUCUGCGCGAUGCCAAGCUGGACAAGGGCCAGAUCCAGGAGAUAGUGCUGGUGGGCGGCUCCACCCGCAUCCCUAAGAUCCAGAAGCUCCUGCAGGAUUUCUUCAACGGCAAAGAGCUGAACAAGAGCAUCAACCCAGACGAGGCGGUGGCCUACGGCGCCGCUGUGCAGGCGGCUAUCCUCAUCGGCGACAAAUCGGAGAAUGUGCAGGAUCUGCUGUUACUCGACGUGACUCCAUUGUCGCUUGGCAUCGAAACAGCUGGCGGUGUCAUGACCCCGCUCAUUAAGAGAAACACCACGAUCCCCACCAAGCAGACGCAGACCUUCACUACCUACUCAGACAACCAGAGCAGCGUGCUGGUGCAAGUGUACGAGGGCGAACGGGCCAUGACCAAGGACAAUAACCUCUUGGGCAAGUUCGACCUGACUGGGAUCCCCCCAGCACCCCGCGGGGUCCCCCAGAUUGAGGUCACCUUCGACAUCGAUGCCAACGGCAUCCUUAACGUCACUGCUGCCGACAAGAGCACCGGUAAGGAAAAUAAAAUCACCAUCACCAAUGACAAGGGUCGUCUGAGCAAGGACGACAUUGACCGUAUGGUGCAGGAGGCAGAGCGGUAUAAAUCGGAAGAUGAAGCUAAUCGCGAUCGCGUGGCAGCCAAAAACGCAGUUGAGUCCUAUACUUACAACAUCAAGCAGACGGUGGAAGACGAGAAGCUGAGGGGCAAGAUUAGCGAGCAGGACAAAAACAAGAUCCUCGACAAGUGUCAGGAGGUGAUCAACUGGCUCGACCGAAACCAGAUGGCCGAGAAAGAUGAGUACGAACACAAACAGAAAGAGCUUGAGAGAGUGUGCAACCCCAUCAUCAGCAAACUUUACCAAGGCGGUCCCGGCGGCGGCGGAGGCGGCUCCUCUGGAGGCCCCACCAUCGAGGAAGUGGACUAACUAAGCUUGCACUGCAGUCCGCGUAAAUCUCUCUUCCAUUCUCCCUCCUCACUCCCCUUUCCCCUUUUGUUUUGGUUUCUUUGAAAUGUCCUCGUGCCAAGAGAGACCUAUUGUUGGAAGUCUUUAGCCUGGUGCGGGCCUCAGAAAGGAAAGGUGCAACACCUUAGUUUAGUUACAAAAGGUUAGUUCUAAAGUUUGGUUGGGGGGGGAGAAAAUGAGGGGAAAUGAGGUUUCUCUUUAAUGCAUUUUAACAUUUUAAGUGAUUGCUGAUUUGAGCAUUUUUUUGAGCAUGUUUGCACACCUGUCCAAUGGAAGCUUGCUUGGUACCACUGAAUACAAAGGGACUUGAAUUGUUUAUUUUUACUUUGAGAUUAAAAUAAACAUUUCAGUAAUUUUAAAGACAGGUAUAUUCUGUGAAGACAUAAAUGCAAAUGUAUAGUAAAGCUGAACUUGAUUGCAAAA
This is a messenger RNA of Microtus ochrogaster (prairie vole), 2617 nucleotides long. RefSeq names its product heat shock protein family A (Hsp70) member 2 (gene Hspa2). The transcript has a single exon. NCBI's taxonomy places the organism in Eukaryota, Metazoa, Chordata, Mammalia, Rodentia, Cricetidae. The coding region runs from base 248 to 2155 and encodes 635 amino acids. Gene Ontology annotation, molecular function: ATP-dependent protein folding chaperone; ATP binding. The record is from RefSeq and is a predicted model, not a curated record.